This is a messenger RNA of Arvicola amphibius (Eurasian water vole), 855 nucleotides long. RefSeq names its product carbonic anhydrase 6 (gene Ca6). The record is from RefSeq and is a predicted model, not a curated record. The transcript is spliced from 7 exons. Lineage: Eukaryota; Metazoa; Chordata; Mammalia; Rodentia; Cricetidae. Gene Ontology annotation, molecular function: carbonate dehydratase activity; zinc ion binding. Bases 1 to 855 code for a protein of 284 amino acids.
AUGAGGGUUCUGGUGACUGUGGUGUCCCUGUUCCUCCUGGGCAUCCAGGCCGAGACUCACUGGACCUACUCAGGGGACAACCUGGAAGAGAGUGACUGGCCGAAGGCGUACCCUGACUGUGGUGGGCAGAGGCAGUCGCCCAUCAAUCUUCAGAACAAGAAGGUGAAGUUCAACCGGUUCUUGAAGCCGCUGACCCUGAGUGGCUAUGGGGAGGAUGGGUUGGAGUUCUCCAUGACUAACAACGGCCACACAGUGCAGAUCUCCCUGCCUUCCACCAUGAGCCUGAAAGACUCUAACGGCACCGUGUAUAAAGCAGAGCAGAUGCACUUCCACUGGGGUGGGGACUUCGCAGAAAUCAGCGGCUCUGAGCACACCGUCGACGGGAUCAGGCGUGUGAUAGAGAUCCACUUUGUUCACUACAAUUCCAAGUACGAUAACUUUGACGAGGCCAAGAGCCAGCCCGAUGGUUUGGCUGUGCUGGCAGUUCUUGUGGAGAUUAAUGAAUAUGAGGAAAAUACCUACUACAGCCCCCUCAUUUCUGAGCUGCUCAACAUCCAGUAUACAGGACAAAUCACAACCCUGAAAAACACUAACAUUUAUAACUUGCUGCCUGGAGACACGUUCCACUAUUAUACCUACGAAGGCUCGCUCACCACUCCCCCUUGCACUGAGAACGUCAAAUGGUUUGUGCUCCAGGAUACCGUCAAGCUCUCUAAGACCCAGGUUAUGAAUAUGGAGAACACUAUUAAGAACAACCACAACGAGACCCUUCAUAACAUCUACCGCAAGACCCAGGCUCUCAACGAGAGAGUGGUGCAAGCCAAUUUCCCAGACUUCUUUAGUAAGAGUAAGUGA